This is a messenger RNA of Tripterygium wilfordii, 2833 nucleotides long. Its product is annotated as protein FAR-RED IMPAIRED RESPONSE 1-like. NCBI's taxonomy places the organism in Eukaryota, Viridiplantae, Streptophyta, Magnoliopsida, Celastrales, Celastraceae. Gene Ontology annotation, biological process: regulation of DNA-templated transcription. Gene Ontology annotation, molecular function: zinc ion binding. Bases 165 to 2564 code for a protein of 799 amino acids. The transcript is spliced from 6 exons. The record is from RefSeq and is a predicted model, not a curated record.
ACCAUCUUAGGUCUAGGGAGAAAGACCGGAACUUUCCUCCGCAAAGUUCUUCCAUCGGAGCUCCAGCGCGACACUCGCUAAUUACGUUCGCCGACUACUUCCGGAUUCUUCAAGCUCGGCUCGAUCCCCACUUGCAGAGGCUAUAUUAUUCGAACGUUGUGAACAUGUCGGUCGAUAAUGAUAAAGAUUGGACCCCUUAUAUAGACAUGGAAUUUAAUACGCUUGAUGAGGCUUGGGAGCAUUGGUGCCAUUAUGGAAAACAAGUUGGGUUCUCGACAAGAAAGAGUUUUGUAAAUAGAAGCAAGCUGAAUGGAAAAGUAACAUCAAGGGGAUUUGUAUGUUCUAAAGAGGGUGUCCGUCAAGAAGACAAACGUAGAGUUCAUAGCAACCAUAGAGAUGAGACAAGAACGAAUUGUCAUGCAAGGUUAUUUGUUCGAUUGAUACAAAAAAGUGGAAAGUAUAUAGUAUAUGAUUUUGUUGAUGAACAUAAUCAUCAACUUCAUCUUCCACAAACCACGUACAUGAUGAGAUCGCAAAGAAGAAUAUCUGCAGUACAGGCUCGCACCAUUGAUUUAGUACAUAGUGUUGGAAUCAAGCCUACGAACGCGGAUGAAUUGAUGAGUAGGGAGGCUGGUUGGAGGGAUAGCCUUGAAUACAUUGCAAGUGAUCAGAAUACUUAUCUUAGAACAAGACGAGAGAAAGCUAUGAAAUAUGGGGAAGCUGGCUCCAUCUUAAGGUACUUUCAGGAUGAACAAAUUAAAAAUCCAUCCUUUCAUUAUGUGUUUCAAUUGGAUAAUGAAGAGAAAAUUACUAAUAUUUUUUGGGUUGAUGCAAAAAUGAUUGUUGAUUACAGUUAUUUUGGGGAUGUUGUCACUUUUGAUACUACAUAUGGUACUAACAAAGAUUUAAGACCUUUAGCCGUAUUCACUGGAUUUAAUCACCAUAGAGGUGUAGUAAUAUUUGGCGCUGCUCUUCUUUAUGAUGAGACAGUAGAUUCAUUCAAGUGGCUUUUUAAAAGCUUCUUAGAUGCACAUAAAUGCAAAUGGCCUCAAACAAUUCUCACAGAUCAAGAUGCUGCAAUGGCUAGAGCAUUGAAAGAUGAGAUGCCUAACACUUUUCAUGGGCUAUGUGAUUGGCAUAUAAUGCAAAAUGCUAUAAAGCAUUUAGGUAAUCGUAUGAAGGAUGGUGAUUCUUCUCUGCUUAGGGAUUUUAAACAGUGUAUGUUUGAAUAUGAAAGUGAGACUGAAUUUGAAGAAGCUUGGAAAAAAUUAAUUGAAACGUAUAGUUUUCCAGAUUCGAGUUGGCUAGAUGAUAUGUACAAAUUGAAAGAAAGGUGGGCAAGAUGUCAUUUGAAGAAAGCAUUUACUCUAGGGAUGCGGAGUACUGAAUUAAGUGAAAGGUUGAAUGCCGAUGUAAAAAAUUAUUUAAGGUCAGAUGUCAACAUAGUUGAGUUUUUUGAACAAUUUGAGAGGGUGGUACAACAGAAAAGAGAGAAGGAGCUGUUAGCAGAAUUUAACUCAAGGGAAAAAAUGCCUACAUUAUCUUUAAAGAGGUCCCCUAUAUUGCAACAAGCAGCCCGGGUGUACACGCCUAUAAUAUUUCAGUUUUUUCAAAAUGAGAUUGAUUGUUUAUCAGCAGCAAAAAUAAAAGAUCGCGAUGACAGUAAUCCAACGAAGAAGUACUUGAUUGAGCUUCUUGAUGAAGUUGGAGAGUAUAUUGUGUUAUACACUCCCUCAAGCGUAACAAUCACUUGUAGUUGUCGACUGUUUGAAACUUUUGGCAUUUUGUGUUGUCAUACAUUGAAAGUCCUUGAUCAUCUUGAUAUCAAGUCAAUUCCAAAAUCUUACAUUUUGAAGAGAUGGACUAGAGAAGCAAAACUUGGAUACACUGCGGAUAAUGAGGAGAUUGUGGAAGGUAAUCAUAGCUUGGAAAUUACACAGAGGUACAAGAGGAUUUGUCCAAGAAUGGUUAGACUAGCUUCUCGAGCUAGUGAAGACAAAGAAACCUUUGCAUUGGUGGAGCGGUUGCUAGAGGACUUGGAAAAACAAGUCGACAAUAUUUUAGUGUCAAAAUCAGCUCCUGAUCAUCCGGAUAAACCAGCUGAGACUUUGAAUUUAUCUCAAAAAGGUGGGUCAACGGAAAAAGUUAAAGGACUUAAAAGGCGGAUAGUUCGUAAUGGUGGUAACCAACCAAGAAGUUUUAUGGAGUUGAACACAAGGCAGAAAGCUAUGAAAUCAACAGAAGAAUCUUCUACACAUCAAUCUCCUCAGGAAACUCAAAGUCCAAAUGCACCUAUUUUGCAAUGUUCUUCUGAACAGAAUGUUCGAGAAAUGGAAACUCGAAGCCCAAAUCCAAUGACUCGUUCUAGUUGUACUCCUCAGCAUAACGUUCAAGGAUUGGAUACUCCAAGCCCCAAUGGUGUAGCAUGUUAUGGUCAUAAUCCCCAACAGAAUGUUCAAGGAUUGGUGCCAUUAAGUAUAAUGGGGCAAACUCAUCCUGGUUAUUAUAUCAAUCAACAAAGCAUGCAAGGGUUGAAUUUUGGAUCUAUUCAAAACAGAGAAUGAGUGUGUUUGGAUCUUUUUAAGGAGCCUCGAGAUGGUGUUCUACUCAGAUCUAUCUUAAAGUGGAAGGACGCUAAUUCAAUCCCGUAGUUGCGAAAACAUGUCAAGUUUGAUCAUGGUGUGUUUUUUCCCCUCCUUUUUUAAGUGUUAGGUUUUAGAGGAUUUAGUUUAUUUGAGUUUCUCACAUCAUUUUUGUUAUAGAUAUUAUUUUUGUUAUGGAUAUUAUGUUGUUGACUGGCAUAUGCUAUGAGCAAGGAUUGCGACAAAAGGUA